UUUAGUAUAAGUGUAACCUAUUCUGUGUCUGUAUUUCUACGAUGAUAACCCUUAAUGUUUAAUCGAAAAAACUAUAAUCCUACCAACUAAUAAUUUACUAAACAGAAAUGGGUUGUCAUUAUUGGAUGUGGGAAAUAUAUAUUCAUUUUGUAUUAACUUUUAUAUUAAAUUUGUAAAAUUAAUUUUAGAUUGUACAUAACGUAUUUGUAAACAAAGAAAUAAAAUUAAUGCACUCCUACGCAUUUUGGAAAUGAUAGAACUGAAAACACAACCUUUUUGCCAAGUUGAACAGAGAUAAAGUAUUUAAUUUAUGGUGUCUGCUCGAAAAGAAUUUAAAAAUUGCAUUAAAAAUUUUUAUAGCUGCAUCAUGCGAUAACCUACGAUGAUUUCGGAAAACUAAACUAAAGUCUAUUUUUUGAAGGAGCGAUAAAAACAUUGCGAUAAACUGUGCUAGUUGCUAUGUGGCCAGUUCAAGCCAAAGAUAAAACGGAGCUGAAGAAAAUUAUUGAAGUUCUGCAUUUCAAAAUGGCAGAAAAUUCAAUGGCGUAUGCCCGGAGCUAUGUCGUCAGAGGGAAACUGUAUCGACGGGUGGAUUUUUUCUACCAUUCCUCCUAGUCAUAGUUGCGACAAAGCCGGGUCGAAAUCAUUUGUCACUACCCACUAACCAGUACCGUCCUAGUCCCAGUUGGCUCUACGUUACUGUCUCGAAAUGACCUUGGUCUAAUCGAUCUCGCGUUUUCCUUUCACGAAAGUUUAUUCUUUCUUUUUUCUUAGUGCCCCAAACUACUGAUAAAACCUUCCUCAAAUAAAAAUUCCAAACCAAAGGUUUUCCGGCGAAAAGUUCUUAAAAAACAAAAGCAAUCUUCAUUCUCAGAAAGCAUGGCCGUCGAAACGGAAAAGCCUUCAGUAGCUCCCCCGCAUGGGUUUCUUAACAUUGGCAGUCAGUCUCCCCAGUAUUUACCUUUGGAUAAUGGCCAUCAACAAGUGGCGCCGGUAGUGAGUGCACCGAAUCACACCAUCAUCAAUGUUGGUGGAUUUGGUGGCGGAUGUCCAUCUUGUCGAGUGGGAGUACUGAGAAAGAGCCAUUGUACGUUUUGCGGCGUGCUCUGGUCGAUUCUUCUGUUUCCUUGUGGUCUGUUAUGUCUUUGCUGUUGUACUAAAGAUCGCUGCUCCAACUGUUCCUACACACAGAACUGAUGAAGUUCCUUUAACGGCAGAAUCCACACAGCCCUGGAGGUCGCAAAAAAUUGUUCUAAUGUUUUUGUCAAUCUUUAUUUGUUUAAAUCGUUAAAUGAGUGACUGUUGUCACAAAGAAGUUAACGUGAAACGGAAUAACCGCACAAAAUGUGUUGUAACCAAGAUAUUAUAAAUGACGUCAAUGCCAAAUAAAUGGUCGUUACGUUGCA
Messenger RNA from Daphnia magna, 1406 nucleotides. Its product is annotated as brain protein I3. The coding region runs from base 880 to 1197 and encodes 105 amino acids. The record is from RefSeq and is a predicted model, not a curated record. NCBI's taxonomy places the organism in Eukaryota, Metazoa, Arthropoda, Branchiopoda, Diplostraca, Daphniidae. The transcript has 4 exons.